Messenger RNA from Camellia sinensis, 1362 nucleotides. The record is from RefSeq and is a predicted model, not a curated record. Lineage: Eukaryota; Viridiplantae; Streptophyta; Magnoliopsida; Ericales; Theaceae.
AUGGAACAACAUACCAUCGACAUUGUCGAAAGAGAACAUCAGCAAGAAAAAUGGAUUGAGGUAACAGAUCAUAUACGGCUUCAAAUGAAGUCAAACACACCUAGAGCUAAUGAGCCUUUGCCCGAUGAACCUUGUAUCUUCAGAGUGCAUGAAGGACUGUGUCAUGUAAAUGAAAAGGCAUACACACCUAUGCUAGUUUCUAUAGGGCCUUACCACCACGGUCACCCUAAACUACUUCCUAUGGAAAAACAUAAAGAGCAUUAUUUUGAACUGCUUCUUCAACGUAACAAUCAGAGAAAUGAGGAGUACUUAGAUUCCAUGAAGAAGUUAGAAGAAAGAGCUCGCAAGUAUUAUGCGAACCCCACUGACCACCUCAACAGUGGCGAGUUUGUGAAAAUGAUGUUAAAUGAUGCUUGCUUUGUUAUUGAGUUUCUUGUUGGUAUUCAUGAGUAUUUUCUUGUCAAGCAUCAACAUCAACUACGACAAGAAGGACAACAAUUAUGUCAUGUGAGUGAUAACACUAUUGUCAAAGUAUCAUGGAUGAGAAUGCACAUUUGUCAAGACUUGAUACUGCUUGAAAACCAACUUCCAUUCUUUGUUCUAUCCGAAUUUUAUAGCAUGAGUUGCAGGAGGACUGAAAAUCCAAACCAGAAACAUCCCACCCUCAUUGAGCUUGCUAAGUAUCCUAUCACUUGUAUGCUACCAAGAAGAGACAAAAUCCAAUUUGAAAAUCGACAUUUCAAUGAAAGCAAGCAUUUUCUUGACUUGGUACAAAUGUUUGUCAUCAUCCUUGUCUCACAAUCAAUGCAGAGCACUCCUCCACCAGAGCUUGAGGAGGCUGGUGUCACGUUCGAGGAGCGUAAGGAGGUCAGCAUGUUCGAUAUAGUCUUCGAACAUGGUCAUUUUAAAAUACCAAAGUUUGAGGUUUGUGAUUCGACAGAAAUAUUCUUCCGUAACAUCAUUGCCUACGAGCAACAUUCCUCAGAUGACAAACCCAAAUAUUUCACCGAUUAUACAUUCUUCAUGGAUCUACUUAUCAAAUCCAAAGAAGAUGUGAACAAACUUCGUCGCAAUAAAGUUAUUGACAACAUGCUUGGUGAUGACGAGGCAGCACUUAUGUUCAAAAACUUGGGUAAAGGAAAAAUCAUUUUGCAGCAUUUCUGUUACGCUAAACUAUGCAGCAAAGUAAAUGCUCAUUGCGAGACAUGGUGGUACAGAGGAGUAGCGUCAUUGAAGCCUGAUUACUUCAAAAAUAUGUGGGUUACUGUUGCCACUUUUGCAGUCGCUUUUCUCCUCCUCCUCACUCUCACACAGACUGUCAUUUCUGUAAUUACUAUGCUUGCUUCGUUGUCCCCACGUUGA